CGUGCAUCUUCACUGAGACUACACAACGCAGACGCCAGCAUCUUAUGCUGACCAAAGAGAAGUUGACUGACAGUUGGUGACAUCCGUCCGUUCAGUUCUUUCCAAUCAGGCGUCCAAAAUGUCACUGGGAGUGAAGGAGAAGACCCAGGUGCGUCUUGUCUUCCUGGGGGCGGCCGGAGUGGGCAAGACGGCCCUGAUACGCCGCUUCCUGCAGGACACGUUUGAAGCCAAACACCGGCGCACGGUGGAGGAGCUCCACAGCCGGGAGUACGACAUUGGCGGCGCCAAGAUCACCGUGGAGAUCCUGGACACCAGCGGCAGCUACUCCUUCCCGGCCAUGCGCAAGCUCUCCAUCCAGAACAGCGACGCUUUUGCGCUGGUCUACGCCGUGGAUGACCCUGAGUCUCUGGAGGUGGUCAAGAGCCUGCGGGAGGAGAUCCUGGAGAUCAAGGAGGACAAGUACACGCCCAUCGUGGUGGUGGGCAACAAGACUGACCGCGGGGGAGAGAGGCGGGUGUCUGAAGAUGAUGUGCUGUCCAUCGUGGAGAUGGACUGGAACAACAGCUACCUGGAGGCUUCGGCCAAGGACAACGUCAACGUGGUGGAGGUGUUCAAGGAACUCCUGCAGCAAGCCAACCUGCCGAGCCGCCUCAGUCCGGCUCUGCGUCGACGCAGGGAGACCUUGCCCAAACACGCCGGCUUCAGGCCCCCCAUGAACAAGACCAACAGCUGCAUCCUGUCCUAAUGGCAGAGAUGAAAAGAGGACAUGUUCAAAAGUGGGCGGCAAGUGAAGAGCGCUCUCCUCCAGGCUUCUUAACCCUUAAGUGGAGGACACCAGCAGAAGUGACUCAGACUAAGAAAAUAAAAUAAAAUACACUUUGUUGUAGUGCUGGUUGGUGCGUACUUGUUGCCAUUGAGAACAAUGUAAGACUUAAAAGGCUGUCUAACUGUUGUACUUAAUAUACAUCAUGUUGUAACCUAUGUGUGAGAUUUUUAUUAAGCUACGUCUUUUUUCUAAUUGUGCAUGAGUCAUUACUUUUUGGUAAUAUGUUUCAAAAAGCACAUUAACAGUGUAAAUACACAGCUUUUUUUAAGUUUAUUGAUUCGUUAAUGAAGUUUUUUGUGUAUUUUUUUAUCAUCUCAUUGUUCUGCUGUUGUGUUAAAUGAUUGUGUAUUGUAAGUUUAAAAAUGCAAAUAAAAUAUGGUGUUUGACUCUA
Messenger RNA from Syngnathus typhle (broad-nosed pipefish), 1217 nucleotides. RefSeq names its product GTP-binding protein Rhes-like. NCBI's taxonomy places the organism in Eukaryota, Metazoa, Chordata, Actinopteri, Syngnathiformes, Syngnathidae. The record is from RefSeq and is a predicted model, not a curated record. Gene Ontology annotation, molecular function: GTPase activity; GTP binding. Bases 119 to 745 code for a protein of 208 amino acids. The transcript has a single exon.